Exophiala dermatitidis NIH/UT8656 is the source of this 243-nucleotide messenger RNA. RefSeq lists its product as uncharacterized. The coding region runs from base 1 to 243 and encodes 80 amino acids. The transcript has 2 exons. NCBI's taxonomy places the organism in Eukaryota, Fungi, Ascomycota, Eurotiomycetes, Chaetothyriales, Herpotrichiellaceae. The record is from RefSeq and is a predicted model, not a curated record.
AUGGUAUUGGAAGUCAAGCCUAAGACCAAGAAGUUCAAGGCCCAGAACAUCCCAGGAGUGCCGGACCAUGUGUACUUCACCGACUUUCUUGGAAGUCGUGACGAGAGUGUUCCCAACCCAAUAACCGGUUCUUGGUUUCGCAUCGAGCGAGGACCUCCAUCUACGCCGCCCAAGUACGAAUACGACGAGGUCGGUGUUGUCAUUGAAGGUAAUCUCCCCGGCGAACUGUUGGAUUUCGGAUAA